Molecule: messenger RNA, 876 nt
Organism: Leptinotarsa decemlineata (Colorado potato beetle)
Lineage: Eukaryota; Metazoa; Arthropoda; Insecta; Coleoptera; Chrysomelidae
Source: RefSeq, a predicted model, not a curated record
AUGGCAGUAGAGAGAAUGUUCCUGGCAAUCACUCGUCCCGAUGGUGCGUGCAAAAUUACGGAUAACGUGAAGCACAAAACGGUGCACCAUAUCCACACGACACCAAGUCAGCCCGUCGCCGUCAAACCGCGACGCCUUUCCCGAGAUCGACUCAACGCCGCCAAGAAGGAGUUCGAGUCCAUGCUGCGACUGGGCAUCUGCCGUCCUUCUGAGAGUAGCUGGGCUUCUCCUUACCACAUGGUGCACAAGAAAGACGUAGUUCUGAGUAGUUCUGCUAGGACCAAGGCCCCACUCAACGACCUCCUCAAGAACAACAUCAAGGGGAAGAAGCUAAUUGCUUGGAACGACACCGCCGAUGCUGCAGAAAUGGUGUACGGAGAACCACUUCGACUUCCUGGCGAGUUCCUAGCAUCAACCUCCACCAGGGACAUAGACGACUCUGCCAACUUCAUACGUGAGCUACGCCAGCACUUCCAGGCGAUCAGGCCGGUCAGCGGCACCAGGCACGGCAAGCGAAAGCUCUUUGUCUUCAAAGACCUCGCUACCGCCAGCCACGUCUUCGUCAAGCACGACGCUUCAGGAGGACCGCUUCAGCUGCCCUACGAAGUUGUUUCCCGAGCCGAGAAACACUUCACUCUUGCAAUGCGAGGCAGAAACGUUCCAGUGUCCAUCGACCGUCUCAAACCAGCCUACAUCAUCCCCGAGGACAUCGCUGCACCCGAAGAUAAUCUGGAUGGUGACGACACCUUUAUUCCUACUACUCCAGGAGAUGAUCAAGCUCCGUUACAACAGGAACCAUCAUCACCACCUGCCUGCAGGACGCGCUCAGGUCGUCGUGUUCGAUUCACCAAACGCUACCAGGCAGGCUUCAGUUGA